AUGGGUAAAGACUCACACGUAUUUGACCUCAAGGCCAUGACCUCGAGGCCAUCGAUCUUGAGAUCCAAUUCGGCCUACCUCGGACCUUCCAUCUCAAACUCCAGAAUCGUCAAUGUCGACGAAAAGGGUAACAUUGUCUCUGAGAACAACUCCAUUAUCUCCGUGGAGGAACAGGAGUUAAAAAAGGGAUUAAGGAAUAGACACGUCCAGUUGAUCGCCUUGGGUGGUGCUAUUGGUACCGGUCUUUUCGUUGGCUCUGGUCUUGUCUUGUAUCAGGUCGGCCCCGCCGCCCUCUGGCUUUCUUAUAUCGUCUUGUCCACCAUUGUGUGGUUCGUCAUGAACAUGUUGGCAGAAAUGGCUGCUUUCUUGCCCGUUCCAGGUGCUGGUUCCCAGCAAUUUAUUAAUGACUACACUGACCCCUCCAUCGGUUUCGCUCUUGGCUACAACUACUGGUAUGGUUUUGCCAUUUUGGUCGCCUCUGAGGUCGUCGCUGCCGCCAUUGUCAUUCAGUAUUGGACCACAGAUGUACACAUUGCCGUCUGGAUUUCCAUUUUGCUUGCUGGCAUGUUGAUCUUGAAUUUGAUGCCGGUUCAAUUCUACGGUGAAGUUGAGUUUGUGCUCGCUGCGAUCAAAUUACUUGCAAUCACUGGUCUUAUUAUUUUGGGUAUUGUUUUAUUCUUUGGCGGUGGUCCAAAGGGCGACAGACUUGGUUUCCGUCAUUGGAAACAUGGUAACGCUUUCCACGAGCACAUGACUGGCGGUGACACUGGUCGUUUCUUGAGUUUCUGGACCGCUGUGAUUAAGGCCGGUUACUCUUUCAUUAUGAGUCCUGAGUUGAUUGUCGCUUGUUCCGGUGAGGUUUCCAACCCUCGUCGUAUUUUGCCCAAGUGUGCCAAUCAGUUUAUUUACCGUUUGGCAUUCUUCUACAUCUUGGGUUCCUUGGUCAUCGGAAUUAUCGCCGACUCCAGAAGUGAGCGUUUGAGUAGUGAUACUGGUGAUGCCUCGGCCUCUCCAUUCGUGCUUGGUAUUCAGAAUGCCGGUAUCCCUGUCUUAAACCAUAUCAUCAACGCUGUCGUUUUGAUCUCGGCCGCUUCUGCUGGAAACUCCUUUUUCUACGCUGGUUCGAGAACAUUGUACUCCCUCGCAUUGAGAGGAUUGGCUCCAAAAUGUUUCACCUUUGUUAACAGAUGGGGUAUUCCAAUAUACUGUGUGUUGAUCACCUGGUGUGUUGGUUGUUUGUCAUACUUGAACGUUUCGAGUUCUUCUGCUCAGGUUUUCACCUGGUUUUCCAACAUCACCACCAUUUCCGGUUUCAUUUCUUGGAUCUUUGUUGCUUUUGCUUAUUCUAGGUGGAGAAAGGCUGUAGUGGUACAGGGUCUCGAGGACAGGGUUCCUUACAGAACAUUAUUCCAGCCUUUCGGUGCCUACUACAUUAUGUUUAUGGUUGGUUUGAUUACGCUCACCAACGGUUACGCUGUGUUCUUCGACUUCAAUAUUGCUGACUUCCUUGCCGCCUACAUCACAUUCCCAAUCGUCCUUGGACUUUACGUUGGCCACAGAACAUAUUCAUACUUCUGGGUUGGCCGUAAGAGAUGGCUUAAUCCUUUGGAGAGUUUCGACUUCAGCAAAUUGGAGCUCGUUGAGGAGGAACAGAGAAACACCCCACAGCCUAAUCCAAAAAACGCAUGGGAAAAAUUCCUCAAUGUGAUCUUCUGA
Candidozyma duobushaemuli is the source of this 1716-nucleotide messenger RNA. RefSeq lists its product as uncharacterized. The transcript has a single exon. The record is from RefSeq and is a predicted model, not a curated record. Gene Ontology annotation, biological process: amino acid transmembrane transport. Gene Ontology annotation, cellular component: membrane. NCBI's taxonomy places the organism in Eukaryota, Fungi, Ascomycota, Pichiomycetes, Serinales, Metschnikowiaceae. Gene Ontology annotation, molecular function: amino acid transmembrane transporter activity. The coding region runs from base 1 to 1716 and encodes 571 amino acids.